Molecule: messenger RNA, 3666 nt
Organism: Lolium rigidum
Lineage: Eukaryota; Viridiplantae; Streptophyta; Magnoliopsida; Poales; Poaceae
Product: probable cellulose synthase A catalytic subunit 1 [UDP-forming]
Exons: 14
Coding region: 131-3361 (1076 amino acids)
Biological process (GO): plant-type primary cell wall biogenesis; cellulose biosynthetic process
Cellular component (GO): plasma membrane; trans-Golgi network
Molecular function (GO): cellulose synthase (UDP-forming) activity
Source: RefSeq, a predicted model, not a curated record
AGAGCUCCCGCGCCGGUGGGAUCUGGGAAUGGUGGCGAUCUCCACCGCGGCCUCUCCGAUCUAGGGUGCCUCGCUCGCACUCCCUCUCUCUCUCUCUGCCUCCGUCACCGGCGUCUGACGGCGGCGCGACAUGGCGGCCAACACCGGGAUGGUCGCGGGCUCGCACAACCGCAACGAGUUCGUCACGAUUCGCCACGACGGCGACGCGCCCGCUCCGGGUAAGCAGCCGAAAGCUACGGCUGUAUGCCAGAUAUGCGGGGACGCCGUGGGGGUCACGGCCACCGGCGAUGUCUUCGUUGCCUGCAACGAGUGCGCCUUCCCGGUCUGCCGCCCUUGCUACGAGUACGAGCGCAAGGAAGGGAACAAGUGCUGCCCUCAGUGCAAGACCAGAUACAAGAGGCUCAAAGGUAGCCCCCGGGUUCAGGGAGAUGAGGAGGAAGAAGACGUCGAUGAUCUCGACAACGAGUUCAACUACAAGCAGGACAACGGCAAAGGUCCAGAGUGGCAGCUCGGCCAAGGAGAAGACCUUGAUCUGUCUUCGUCCUCACGCCAUGAACCGCAUCAUCGCAUUCCUCGCCUCACAAGUGGACACCAGAUCUCUGGAGAGAUCCCUGAUGCUUCCCCUGAUCGCCAUUCUAUCCGCAGCCCAACAUCAAGCUAUGUUGAUCCAAGUGUGCCAGUUCCUGUGAGGAUUGUGGACCCCAACAAGGACUUGAACUCUUAUGGACUCAAUAGUGUUGACUGGAAGGAAAGAGUCGAGAGCUGGAGGGUUAAACAGGACAAGAGUAUGAUGCAGGUGGCCAAUAAUAAGUAUCCAGAUGCAAGAGGAGGUGGAGACAUGGAGGGUACUGGCUCUAAUGGCGAAGAUAUGCAAAUGGUUGAUGAUGCACGUCUACCUAUGAGCCGCAUAGUUCCUAUUCCUUCAAACCAGCUCAACCUUUACCGGAUAGUGAUCAUUCUCCGGCUUAUCAUCCUAUGCUUCUUCUUCCAAUAUCGUGUCUCCCAUCCAGUGCGUGAUGCUUAUGGAUUAUGGCUAGUGUCUGUUAUUUGUGAGAUUUGGUUUGCCUUAUCUUGGCUUCUAGAUCAAUUCCCAAAAUGGUAUCCGAUCAACCGGGAAACAUACCUUGACAGGCUUGCAUUGAGGUAUGAUAGGGAGGGAGAGCCAUCACAGCUGGCUCCGAUUGAUAUCUUUGUCAGUACAGUGGAUCCACUGAAGGAACCUCCCCUGAUCACAGCAAAUACUGUUCUGUCCAUUCUUGCUGUGGAUUACCCUGUUGACAAAGUGUCAUGCUAUGUUUCUGAUGAUGGUUCGGCUAUGUUGUCGUUUGAGUCACUCUCAGAAACUGCAGAAUUCGCUAGGAAGUGGGUUCCCUUCUGCAAGAAGCACAACAUUGAACCAAGGGCUCCAGAGUUUUACUUUGCUCAAAAAAUAGAUUACCUAAAGGACAAAAUCCAGCCUUCUUUUGUUAAAGAAAGACGAUCAAUGAAGAGAGAAUAUGAAGAAUUUAAAAUAAGAAUCAAUGCCCUUGUUGCCAAAGCUCAGAAAGUACCUGAAGAGGGCUGGACCAUGGCUGAUGGCACUGCUUGGCCUGGGAAUAACCCCAGAGACCAUCCUGGAAUGAUUCAGGUGUUCCUGGGGCACAGUGGUGGCCUUGACACUGAGGGAAAUGAGUUGCCACGACUUGUGUACGUCUCUCGUGAAAAGAGGCCAGGCUUCCAGCAUCACAAGAAGGCUGGUGCAAUGAAUGCACUGAUUCGCGUGUCUGCUGUGCUGACAAAUGGUGCCUAUCUACUUAAUGUGGAUUGUGAUCACUACUUCAAUAGCAGCAAAGCUCUUAGAGAAGCAAUGUGCUUCAUGAUGGAUCCUGCACUAGGAAGAAAAACUUGCUAUGUUCAAUUUCCACAAAGAUUUGAUGGCAUUGACUUGCACGAUCGAUAUGCUAAUCGCAACAUAGUCUUCUUUGAUAUCAACAUGAAAGGUUUAGACGGCAUUCAGGGUCCAAUGUAUGUGGGGACAGGAUGCUGUUUCAAUAGGCAGGCCCUGUAUGGAUAUGAUCCUGUAUUAACUGAAGCUGAUUUGGAACCUAACUUUAUUGUUAAGAGCUUCUGCGGUGGCAGAAAGAAGAAGAAUAAGAGUUAUAUGGAUAAUAAAAACCGUAUGAUGAAGAGAACCGAGUCUUCAGCUCCCAUCUUCAACAUGGAAGAUAUAGAAGAGGGCAUUGAAGGUUAUGAGGAUGAAAGAUCGAUGCUUAUGUCACAGAAGAAAUUGGAGAAACGCUUUGGUCAGUCUCCAAUAUUUACGGCAUCCACCUUCAUGACUCAAGGAGGUAUACCACCUUCAACAAACCCAGCAUCCCUACUAAAGGAAGCCAUCCAUGUCAUCAGCUGUGGAUAUGAGGACAAGACCGAAUGGGGGAAAGAGAUUGGCUGGAUCUAUGGUUCAGUUACUGAGGAUAUUCUUACUGGGUUUAAAAUGCACACCAGAGGCUGGAUAUCAAUCUACUGCAUGCCAUCACGGCCUUGUUUCAAGGGUUCUGCGCCAAUCAAUCUUUCUGACCGUCUUAAUCAAGUGCUCCGUUGGGCUCUUGGGUCAGUUGAAAUUCUGUUUAGCAGACAUUGUCCUAUUUGGUAUAAUUAUGGUGGGCGGUUGAAACUUCUGGAGAGAUUUGCUUACAUCAACACCAUUGUUUAUCCAAUAACAUCCCUUCCACUUAUCGCCUAUUGUGUGCUUCCUGCUAUCUGUCUCCUCACCAACAAAUUUAUCAUUCCUGAGAUCAGUAAUUAUGCUGGGCUGUUCUUUAUUCUCAUGUUUGCGUCCAUUAUGGCCACCGGUAUAUUGGAGCUCCAGUGGAGUGGUGUUGGCAUUGAGGAUUGGUGGAGAAACGAGCAGUUCUGGGUUAUUGGUGGCACAUCUGCCCAUUUAUUCGCGGUGUUCCAGGGUCUGCUCAAAGUGUUGGCCGGGAUUGACACCAACUUCACGGUUACCUCCAAGGCAAACGAUGAGGAUGGUGACUUUGCUGAGCUAUAUGUGUUCAAGUGGACCAGUCUCCUCAUCCCUCCUACCACCGUCCUGGUGAUUAACCUGGUGGGCAUGGUGGCCGGUAUAUCAUACGCCAUCAACAGCGGUUACCAAUCUUGGGGUCCACUUUUUGGAAAGCUCUUCUUCUCCAUCUGGGUGAUCCUCCAUCUCUACCCCUUCCUCAAGGGUCUCAUGGGAAAGCAGAACCGCACGCCGACUAUCGUCAUUGUUUGGUCCAUUCUGCUUGCGUCCAUCUUCUCCCUCUUGUGGGUGAAGAUCGACCCUUUCAUCUCCGACACCCAGAAAGCCGUCGCCUUGGGGCAGUGCGGCGUCAACUGCUGAUCGGCAUUGAAGAGAUUCACUUGAUAUCUGCCCCCCUCGUGUAAAUACCGGAGGGGGUUAGAUGGGAUUUUUUGUUGUAGAUGAAGACGAGUUUAUCUGAAUUAUGCCCAUGUUUGUUAGUAUCCUUGUCGCCCCUGCUGCUGAGAACCACAAACCGUGAAGACUCCACGAAACCUGCAGCGGACAUUGUGAAUUCUUUUUUCCAUUUGUGAUACCUGAUGUUUGUUGCUUAGAGUAUAUUAUUCGAAGAGAACAUAUUUAUACAAACCAACUAUUUAUAUAAGGCAGCUGUUGCAUCAACUCUU